Molecule: messenger RNA, 1968 nt
Organism: Spodoptera litura
Lineage: Eukaryota; Metazoa; Arthropoda; Insecta; Lepidoptera; Noctuidae
Source: RefSeq, a predicted model, not a curated record
GCGGCGCGCUGGCUUGGCUCGCCGAGUCUAGGGUGCCUCGGUCCUCCCCGCACCCGGCGCCCGCCUCAGGCGCUUGCGCAGGCGGGGCCCCGGGGGGCGGUGAGUGUGGCGCGGGCGCAUGGCGCUGCUGUACCGCGCGACGCGGCUCAAGGACCGCGCCGACACCCACGUGUUCACCUUCGUGGUGACACGCUCGGCCACGCGCGAGCCCGACCGCGAUGUCACCUCCAAAGACUUCUGCUGCGCGCACCAGCGCUGGGCGGUCGCUUUCAGUCGCACCGAUGCAUCACUCGGUGUGUACUUGGUGUGGCGUGGCGCGUGCGAAGGAAUGCGGGUGUAUGUCGAUUUUACAUUCACGCUCCUCAGCCGCGAUCAUUUUACGGCCAAUGAAGGGUUUUCCGGCAAACAGGUGCGUUUCAGCGCAGGCUGCGCUGCGCAGGGCCGAGGUCGCUGUGUGUCCAUCGCCGAACUUAACACCAAGUUCGCUGAUGCGAGGGGUGAGUUCCAGCUGGAACUCAGUAUGUCACGGGUGCGCACGCUAUACUCUUGUGAACUACGCGCACCCCGCCUUGAUACACCACCCAUAGCUUUCGCCGGAUUUGACUGGCAGGUGUCGGCAACUGGCGGCGGUGGCAAGGAACCGCUGACAUUACGGUUAAUGAGAUUAUCAGGGGAAGGACAACGCUGUCGCGUAAGAUAUGCACUUGCACUUGGUGAAGGCGAAAGAAGACUACAUUCAGGCCCGUUGGAGUGUGUUUGUGACGCUGACGGACGAACGCCACCCUGGAACCCUCGACCACCAUCCCGACUUCUAACAAAAGGGGUUCGGUUAACUGUAGAACUAGUAUGGGCGCGUGCACUGGCCGAACUGGCGGUGCCGGCAGCAGGCCGCGCGGCUACAUGCUACGACCGCGACAAGCAGGCGUGGGCGGUGCGCUGUGACAUGCAUUCUGAGAUGGUGAGACUGCAUAUGUUGUAUCGGGACGUGCACCACGUGCCACGCAACCACUUGCGUUAUGUGAGCUGGUCUGCCUGGCUUGUGAGAUCAGGUGUCGCAGCUGGUGAACCUGAUGCCGAAGAACUACCUGGAGCACCCUUCGAGCAUUACUAUGCACAAGACAGUGCUGAUGAAGGGCUCAUGAUGGAAACAGCAUUACGCGUAGAGGACAUGUCACGACCUGGGAGCGCAUUCUUACACCCAGGUGGUGAACUACGUGUACGUCUCGAAUGGGGCGAUACUUACCUACUCUUUCAAGCUACUUAUCAUGUCUAUGAUGACCUUUGUCGGCUGCACGCGCAUCAAAUGAGGCGCGAGAUUGCUGUUCUUCAAGCGGAGAACUAUUCGUUGGAGCGACAGCUGUUCAGCUAUCAAAAAAGCCUGGCCUACGCACAGGCGCAGGCAGGUGAACCGGCAGUGGCGGAGACGAGUGGAAGGCGUUCCCCCGCGGAGCGCUCGCUCUCUACCGACACGGAGUACGCGUGAGAAGGGCCUGAGGACUUCUCUUUGUCGUCGCCUAUGACGUCGCCCGUUCUCUACUCUUCUAUCUUUUCGACUGAUUCUGACGUUUUUGAGCGAUUUAUCUAUUUUUCUAGACGUUUUAUGGCGAGGUGCGCCCUCGUCCGCACCGCUUUCCGCCGGUCGCCUGCACUCUCGCCGCUCGAUUCUAUCGAUAGCCGAUAAUUAUACUCGACUACUUUUCUAUUUGUCUGUACAUAAAUAUAUUUAGAAGAUAUUAUAUAUUAUGUAUAUUUCUUAACUUGAAACUCGAAUUCAUAUACUGCAACAGUCGAUUUAUGAAUAAAAAAAGUCCGUAUAAUAAAUACCAAUUUUGUCUCUUUAUUUGUAUCUUUUCUUGAUAUCCCUUAUAAAUAAUAACUAUCUGUGUAGAUUUCCCUUAUAAAACAAAUAUUAUUUAUCUACAACAUCCUUGUAGUUCCUUGUAGUUCAUAGAUUAUCUUUACAAAAAU